AGCAGAGGCAGAGGUUCCAGCGCGUCUCUCUAUCCUUUAGCCUGAGCCAGGGGAGGCCAGGCGGCCCGGGUGGCUGGAGGGGGUCCGCUGCCCGAGAAUGGGAAUUCUUUUCACCAGAAUAUGGAGACUGUUCAAUCACCAGGAGCACAAAGUUAUCAUUGUUGGAUUGGAUAAUGCAGGAAAAACUACCAUCCUUUACCAAUUUUCUAUGAAUGAAGUUGUACGUACAUCCCCUACGAUAGGAAGUAAUGUAGAAGAGAUAGUGAUUAAUAAUACACGUUUCCUAACGUGGGAUAUUGGUGGCCAAGAAUCUCUUCGUUCUUCCUGGAAUACUUAUUAUACUAACACAGAGUUUGUAAUAGUAGUUGUGGACAGUACAGACAGAGAGAGGAUUUCUGUAACUAGAGAAGAACUCUACAAAAUGUUAGCACAUGAGGACCUAAGAAAAGCUGGAUUACUGAUUUUUGCUAAUAAACAAGAUGUUAAAGAAUGCAUGAGUGUAGCAGAAAUCUCCCAGUUUUUGAAGCUAACUUCUAUUAAAGAUCAUCAGUGGCACAUCCAGGCAUGCUGUGCUCUUACUGGCGAGGGGUUAUGCCAAGGACUUGAAUGGAUGAUGUCGCGACUUAAUUUAGAUGAUCUCUACUGA
Sciurus carolinensis (gray squirrel) is the source of this 646-nucleotide messenger RNA. RefSeq names its product ADP-ribosylation factor-like protein 5A. NCBI's taxonomy places the organism in Eukaryota, Metazoa, Chordata, Mammalia, Rodentia, Sciuridae. The record is from RefSeq and is a predicted model, not a curated record. Gene Ontology annotation, molecular function: GTPase activity; GTP binding. Gene Ontology annotation, cellular component: trans-Golgi network; cytoplasm. The coding region runs from base 98 to 646 and encodes 182 amino acids. Gene Ontology annotation, biological process: protein localization to Golgi membrane; intracellular protein transport; vesicle-mediated transport. The transcript has a single exon.